AUGGCUACAGAGACGCCCCAACCUGCCUAUGUUGGGCAACCUGCCAAUGUACCCGGCGCAAAUAUCUUUGACUUUAUAUUCAGCAAUCCUUUCCAGAACGAGAGCGACUUUGUCCCCAGAGCUAGAAGGGUACCCAAGAUUCGUGAUGACCAGCCCAUCUUUACAGACCACGCCAACGACCGUCCCCUCACAUUCUCCCGUGUAAAACGCGACGCCCUCACUCUAGCUGCAAACCUCCAAUCCCUAGGCCUCGACCCAGACGCCCUCGAGACUCUCCCCCCAACAGCAUCAUGCACAGGUCCAGAAGUCGCUCCAGUCGUGCUCAUCCAGCUCCCCAAUUGUCUCCCCUUUGCGACUCUGUUCAUGGGCACCGUCGCAGCUGGUCUCACCGCCACACUCGCCUCCCCAUCGCUGACAACCACUGAACUCGCAUGGGUCAUCAAGAAUUCUCGUCCGCGCGUCCUCUUCACGGCAAAGGCACUUCUCGACACUGUUGAGAAGGCGCUGGAGUCUCAAGAAGAUGAGGCAUACAAAAAUAGUGUACGCGUUUACACUGUUGAUGUAGCUAGGGAUAUGUAUCCCAUCUCGCCCGCGUCGCAUGCAGAGGACGGAGACUGGAGGAACCUUGUCGUCAACACGAGCAAUUCUCUUACUGCUGGGCACUCAUUCGCUCCCGAAUCAGCUGCUACGCGCACAGCCGUCAUCCUCUGGUCUUCCGGCACAUCAGGUCGAUCCAAGGGUGUCCUGCUUUCUCACCAAGCCAUCAACUUCUCUCUCGCGUCGCUAUGGCACGACGCAGACUUUUACAAGUCCCACCAGCGAUGGUUGGGCUAUGUACCAUUCUACCACGUCUUUGGCUUGACUAACAUCUUUUUACUGGCGUUUGCGACCGGAUCAAGCGUGUUUACCAUGCCUGCAUUUAAGCUCGAUACCGUCUUGUCUGCCAUUCCCCGACGACAAAUCACCUACCUUCACAUGGCGCCGCCCGUUGCAGUUAUGCUCGCCAAAUCACCCGUCGUGGAACCUUUUGCGCGCCGUGACGCACGUGGCCGUAACGCAUUCAGCAGCGUUGUUGGAGGUAUGACAGGUGGUGCGCCCCUCGGCCACGAAGUCGUAGAAAAGGUCUUUCGACGUCUGGGCUUCCUUGUGCGGUUGGGCUACGGCAUGUCUGAAGCAUGCUCCAUCACUGUACAGAGAGGUCUACGAGAAAAGGACAUGCAUGGCUACAAGAAUGACACAGGCAAGCCUCAUUGGGGCGUGGAACUCAUGAUCGCUGCGUCGGGAGAGGUAGACUCAGCCUCGGACGACUCGACCACCAAAGCCGCACCGUUUGGCGCACCAGGCGAGAUCCUCGUCAGAUCACCUGGUUUGAUGACUGCUUACGUCCCCACGCAAGGCCUCGGAAGCAUGGAAACACCCGACAUGAGCGUCACGGCCGAAGCCCUUACAGCCGAUGGCUGGCUCCGCACCGGCGAUGUAGGAACGCUCGACGCAGAAGGCAACCUGUGUAUCACCGACCGUAUCAAAGAGCUCAUCAAAGUGCGCGCAUUCCAAGUCGCGCCCGCAGAACUUGAAGCUAUCCUCUGCAGCGCCGACUCCGUAGCGGAUGCCGGUGUAGUAGGAGUGUAUGACAAGACCGAGGCGACAGAGUGGCCGCGCGCGUACGUGGUAGCUGCUGACCAGAACAAGUCAGAGGCUGACCUCAAGACGCUGGCGCACGAUCUCAAGACUUUGGUGGAGAGCCACGCUGCAAGGUACAAGUGGCUUGUCGGUGGAAUUGUCUUUGUAAAGGCGAUUCCUAAAUCACCGAGUGGAAAGAUUCUGCGAAGAGUGAUCCGCGAUGGUGGUGUGCAGGGCUUCGAGGUGAUGCCUUACCAGCGCAAGAAGCGCGAUGCCAAGCUGUAG
This is a messenger RNA of Fusarium graminearum PH-1, 1905 nucleotides long. RefSeq lists its product as uncharacterized. NCBI's taxonomy places the organism in Eukaryota, Fungi, Ascomycota, Sordariomycetes, Hypocreales, Nectriaceae. The coding region runs from base 1 to 1905 and encodes 634 amino acids. The transcript has 2 exons. Gene Ontology annotation, molecular function: CoA-ligase activity. The record is from RefSeq and is a predicted model, not a curated record. Gene Ontology annotation, biological process: secondary metabolic process.